GAGUACCGCUGCGCGACUGAGCGGCUCUCCGCGGAACAAUGGCGACUCAAACCCCGGGAGCAGCACAGAGCGGGGCGGGCGGCAGCUCCGCUUUCAGCCGGAAAAAAGAUGGGGAUCCAUGUUGUAAGUUCUGGGAGAGUGUGGAGACGGUGGCGCAGCUGGAAACGGUCCGCAGCUGGAUUGGAAAACAUUACAAAAAGUAUGUGCAGACUGAUGCUCCUUCUGGUAAGUCUCUCUCAGGGCUGAUUAUCCAGCUUCUACAGUUUCAGGAGGAUGCUUUUGGCCGCAGAGCAAGCAACCCUGGCCUCACAAAACUGCCGGCAAAGUGCUUUUUGGACAUGAAGCCUGCUGGUGCUCUUUGUCACAUCCUUGGCUCCGCAUAUAAAUUUAAGACAGAGCAAGGCUGGCGCCGCUUUGACAUGCAGAAUCCAUCCCGAUUUGACCGCAACAUAGAAAUGUUCGUCAGUGUGGAGAAAACCCUGUUACAGAAUAACCUGCUGAGCAGACCUGUGGUGUAUCUGUCCCCUGAGAUAGAACAGAAACAGGCCAGCAAACUCAACGACAUCAUCACACGUCAUCAGGGUUCAGUCACGGAAGAUAAGUUACAGGCCACCCAUCAAAUCUACCCCUUUCCCAUCUUAGCUGAUGAAGAAGAGUGGCUUAGACCCAUCAUGCGGGUAGAUCAAGAUGUGAUGGUACACUGGGGCAUGUACCCAGAUAGUUAUGAUACAUUGAUGUCAGUCAGUGAUAUUGAUGCAGAUGUAGAGGAAGCCCCCAGUCUAGAUCGGCCAUGGAAGGUACAUGCUAAAUGGGUUCUUGACACGGACACAUAUAAUGAGUGGAUGAACGAGGAAGACUAUGAGGUGGAUGACAGUAAAAGGAGUAUGAGCUACCGACGGCGCAUUUACCCACGAGAUGAGGAGGAGCACAAGGUGUCUGGGAAGAAGAGGAGGCGCUCCCCUUCUCCAUCUUCAUCUGAGUCCAGGAAGAAAGGAGGAAAGAAAGGUUCAGGGUUGUAUAAGAGGCGUGGCCAGCAGGAGGAGGAGCCAGAGGAGGACUUGACAAAAGACAUGGAGGACCCAACACCUGUGCCUAACAUGGAAGAGGUCAUGCUGCCUAAAAAUGUAAACAUGAAGAAGGACAGUGAGAACACACCAGUGAAAGGGGGGACCAUGGCUGACUUAGACGAUCAGGAGGAUGAAUUCCUAUCUGGUGUCAGGGAUGAGGAGGAUCAGGGUAGAGAGUUUGGCCGUGCGUUGGAUUGUGAGGAGAGUGCUACAGAGCAGACUCACCACAUCAUCAUACCCAGCUACACCUCGUGGUUCGACUACAACUGUAUUCAUCGAAUAGAGAGGAGAGCACUGCCUGAGUUCUUCAAUGGGAAGAACAAGUCCAAAUCACCUGAGAUAUAUCUGGCGUAUCGUAACUUCAUGAUUGACACAUACCGACUGAACCCUCAAGAAUACCUGACCUCCACUUCCUGCAGGCGCAACCUUACAGGAGAUGUGUGUGCCCUUAUAAGGGUUCAUGCGUUCCUGGAGCAGUGGGGUUUGAUAAACUACCAGGUGGAUGCUGAGAGCAGACCUCUUCCUAUGGGCCCACCCCCAACACCACACUUUAAUGUUCUUACAGACUCACCGUCCGCCCUCGUUCCUCUACAACACAGACCGUUACAGGUUCCAGCCUCUCAGCAUAUGCUCCAUUUUCCAGAGAAGAGCAGAGAAAAACCUUCUGACUUGCAGAAUUUUGGACUGCGAACCGAUAUUUAUGCAAAGAAACAUCCCAAGACGAAAGGAGCAAAUGCAGGGCGAGAGUGGACAGAACAGGAGACGCUGUUGCUCUUGGAGGCGUUAGAGAUGUAUAAAGAUGACUGGAAUAAAGUCUCUGAGCAUGUGGGCAGCCGCACACAGGAUGAGUGUAUCCUGCACUUCUUGCGGUUGCCCAUAGAGGACCCUUACCUGGAGAACUCUGAAGCCUCUUUGGGCCCUCUAGCCUAUCAGCCUGUUCCCUUUAGCCAAUCAGGCAACCCUGUCAUGAGCACUGUGGCCUUCCUCGCUUCAGUAGUGGACCCCAGAGUGGCCUCUGCCGCUGCUAAAGCAGCCCUGGAGGAGUUCUCUCGAGUGAGAGAGGAAGCCCCUCCAGAGCUGUUCAACCCCAACAUCCGUAAAGUCCAAGAGCCUGGGAGGAGUCUAGCACGACUUGAUCCUGCUUUUGGGAUGCAGUCAAGUAACAUCUCAGGAUCUGAAUCUGAUCAACUGGAAAAGAGUGAUGGAUCCGGAAUGGAAAAAAUGGAAUUUGAGUCUGAACAGCAUGACAAGACUGUGGGAGAAAACAUCACAGGAGAGGGAGAGCGAGUGAAGAAUGAGGAAAGAGAUGAGAGUGAAGGAGAAAAAGGAGAGGAGAACACAGCAGAAGAAGCGUUGGAGGUGGACCAGACUCAAGGAGAAGAGGAAGACAGAGGAAGGAGGAAGGAGCUUGAGUUGGUUGAAGCAAAUAUUGCUACAGCUGCUGCUGCUGCGUUGGCCUCUGCAGCCACCAAAGCCAAACAUUUGGCUGCAGUUGAGGAGAGAAAGAUUAAGUCUCUGGUGGCUUUGCUGGUUGAGACUCAAAUGAAGAAGCUGGAGAUCAAACUGAGGCACUUUGAGGAGCUGGAAACCAUCAUGGACCGAGAAAAAGAGGCGCUGGAGCAGCAGAGGCAGCAAUUGCUGUCAGAGAGGCAGAACUUCCACAUGGAGCAGGUGAAGUAUGCUGAGCUAAAAGCUCGACAGCACCUGGAGCAGCAGCAGCAACAGCAGCAGCCUGGAGCCUCACAGAGUGGUGGAACGGUGUAUAACCCUGUACAUCAUGGUCGUGCAAUUGGCAGUGGAGGAGCAGGGCAAAUGAUAGGUUCCCGACAUGCCGGUGCCCCUAACGGCAUGUACCCAACUCCACCUUCCUCACAAUCUGAAGGGGCCACACCCAUCUCCCGAGCUCCAGUGGAGAGCUGAAGCCACAUCCUUUAAUAACCUUCCUGGUUAUCUUAAACAUAUCCAGUCAAUCCAGACACGUAAAACCAUUUCCUCUGACUGUGAGUCAUACACUCACAUCUAAUACAGUCCAAUCCGUCAAACUUUAGUCAUUUCUGAAGAACAGUACUGCCAUUUUGACAAAUUGUUUCAUGUUACAGUUCUUGUCAUGCAAUGGACGUGUGCAGACUUUAGUCAUUUGUAAACGUUAUUUUAUGCUACAUUGACUUGAAGAAGUAUGUGUGGCUUUUUGUUGGCUGUUUAGUCUGCACUCAAUGUUUGUAGCUUGGUUUUGUAUUGAAUCAGAACUAGCACUCAUGAAAAAUGGAAAAAAAAAUCAAGGCUCAAUAAAUUUUUUAUUAAACUUA
This is a messenger RNA of Colossoma macropomum (tambaqui), 3373 nucleotides long. RefSeq names its product SWI/SNF related, matrix associated, actin dependent regulator of chromatin, subfamily c, member 1b (gene smarcc1b). Gene Ontology annotation, cellular component: SWI/SNF complex; npBAF complex; nBAF complex. Lineage: Eukaryota; Metazoa; Chordata; Actinopteri; Characiformes; Serrasalmidae. The coding region runs from base 39 to 2987 and encodes 982 amino acids. The transcript is spliced from 28 exons. The record is from RefSeq and is a predicted model, not a curated record. Gene Ontology annotation, molecular function: histone binding; nucleosomal DNA binding. Gene Ontology annotation, biological process: positive regulation of DNA-templated transcription.